Messenger RNA from Bactrocera oleae (olive fruit fly), 3012 nucleotides. RefSeq lists its product as uncharacterized. NCBI's taxonomy places the organism in Eukaryota, Metazoa, Arthropoda, Insecta, Diptera, Tephritidae. The record is from RefSeq and is a predicted model, not a curated record.
CUCAGAGUCACUAUUUCGAAGCGAUUGUUUAUGAUUUUAAAGACUGCCUCUUGGCAGCUCCCUAUCUUCUAUAAGAAAACUUCAGUCGCGCAUAUCCAAAAUUUCAAACUGCAUGUGAUAAAAUUUGUUUAAUACGCUCUACACUUUUGAGUGCUUAAGUUCAACACUGGAGACUUGAUAAUAAUAACGAAUAAAUUCGCUAUAUACUCGUAUAUAUAUACAAUACGAAAUACAUAAAUGCAGAUUUGUUUACUAAGUUCCAUUAUCAACAAUCAAGGCGACCUCCGCGAUCUCAGCGACAGCUUGAUAAGCGCCCAUGCAAAGCUCUACUCAGCGCUGCAACUGAGUAUGUAACGAGUUGAGUGUUAUCGCUAGCGUUGGCCGACAUUUCGGUUGUGUGACUUCUCUGACAGACAACAUUUCCUAUUUGAGGGCAUUGUCAAUUCAAAUUUGAAUGUAAACACACAUUUCGCUUUACGACGUCAAAGAAGAACCGCUGCAGGUGUACGAAAACAAAAUGGCCAAGCCUAGUCAACACCUCAAGCUACUGCUUGGCAUAUCAUUGCUGCUGGGACUGCUCGUCAAUUGGGCGUUCGCCUCAACCGCCGAGGAGGGUUUAGGAAAUCGCCGUGAACAAUUGCUCGCCACAAUGAUUGAGGAGUACCUGAAGCUGACCGACUAUGAAUUGGUGCAAAGCAAGGCGCUGGUGCAAGGUGUUUUGGCUGAUGCCGAGGUGCAGCUUAUACACAGUGAUCUCAUGGAGGCCGAGCGUCGCAUUAUGGAGAAUUUCGUGCGGCAAGUCGUCGACAAAGAGCAAGAGGAGCCGCCAGCGCGUAGCAACAUAGCCAACCGUUUGUUUUAUCUGAUUGCAAAGUCGUUGAUUUAUCAGGAAUUCGAAGCAAUUCUUAGGCGGCAUGACACCACAAAUCCGCGACGUAAGUUUAGUCCCGAAAAUUACCUGAUUGAACGUUCCCUGAAGAGGAAUGGGCUGGACGAUUUGCAGCGCAGGGUUACGCGUAAGCAAAUUAAGUUUAUGAGUGAUUUUGUUGAGGAUGUCGACACUUAUUUGGCGCAUUUGACGCCAGAGGAGCGUCAGACUGACGAGGUGGAAGCACAAAAAAUGGUGGAGUGGUCGGCUAAAAUGAAGGCCGAAAGCGAUGUGGAGCUGAGAAUGGAAACUUUUAAAGAUUUUAUGAGAUUUUUCGUUAAAUUUUGAAAUAUAUUAACCUAUAUAUUAUAUUAUCUAAAUUAAAGUUAUCGUAACUGAAUAAUUUUACAUUUAAGAAGCGAAAAAUGUGGAAAUAAGUAUAUUCUCACACCUCUGGCAGAACUUUAAGCACGCCUUUACUUCCUUUCGUGCUUUGUUUUUGCGUUAAACUGUUAUAUAAUAGGUUUCUAGAAGUCCUUAACACUAACUCGGCUGAAGAAUUUUUACAUGAUUGCAACGAAGUUUCUAAUACGCAGAGGAAAAUGCCGGAAACUUUUCAAUAUACAAGAAUAUAUGUAUUUUUAAAUGAUCAGGAUGCCCAGCUGAGUCGAUUUCACCAUGCUCGUCUGUCUGUCUGUAUAUAUGUAAAAUAGUCAGAUAGUUUUUGAGCUAUCGGUCCUUUUUUCCACAAGCAACUGCCCACUAGUCGAAAUCGUCGAUAUUGGACCACUAUAGCAUAUAGCUGCCAUAUAAACUAAACCAUCACAAUCGAGUUACUGUAUGGGAAAUUGUUUUAUUUGACGAAAUAUCUUAAUGAAAUUUUGGCAAGGAUUACUGUUUAAGGAAACGCAACGCUUUAGAUCGAAAAAUCAUAGCAUAUAUGGUAUAGCUGCCAUACCAACUAACUGAUCAAAUCAAGUCUUGGUACGGAGAAUUUUCUAUAACAUGAUAACCUUAGUUCUUGGCUACGAUCUUGUAAAUACAUUGAUAACUACCUGUAGGUCACGUGCCUAAAUAAUAUCUUUCCGCAGUGCGGGCUCAUUAAGUACGCGUCUCCUCUAUAUUUAAAACCCCAAACAGGCAACUUGAGCAAAAAUUUUGAGCUUUCAAUCAUCUGUGUUUAAUCUUGUAUUCGAUUUCGUCGUUGAACAGCCUUUCUGCGGUUAAAACUCUUGUCCCUCUCGUAAGUUAGCAAAAACGUACUCCACAAGUAAGAAGCUCGGCCUAACUCUUAUCUAAGGUACUAAAGCCAAGCUCAUACAUAUAUAUAUAUAUAUAUAUGUAUACUAUAUAUAUGUAUAUACUAUAGCUGUUGUUGUCAUUGAACAAUUUGCAUAAAAGCGCAUUUGAAAUUGCAUUUCAAAUAAAAACUGCAGUGAGUACACAUCAUUAGAAGAGAUAAGUACAGGCCAAUUAUCUUGAAUCAAAUGGUUCGAGCGUCGAUCGACAAUUAUUUUGUAGCGUUUCGCUGGUGAUUGGUUCAAGAAAAAUAUAAAUUAUUAUUAAUGAAAAAUACUUGUAUUAAUAUGUAAAUUAUGUUUAAUGUUUAAUAAGUCCCUUAUAUUAACUGAAUAUGUUUUUGGACGGAGUGAGGAGUUAUGUAAAAAGCUAAUCGACGAUGAUAUGUUCAAGAAUGCAAUGAGUGUGGAUUCGGAGAAUCGCGAAACUGUUCUGAAAAAUUGUCGUCAUCGCGUCGUGGACUACUUUGAUCCUACAAGGCCGAUGCAACUCUAUUGCUUAAAUAUGGAUUUGAGAAUAUUAAACAGAUUGUAGAUCAAAAGUAUGAAGAUUUCUUCAAAGAUAUUGUGCAACAAAUUGAUGAUUAUGUGAAGGGGUUGACGUCGGAGCAGCAAACUCGAAUGACGGCACAAAAUCUGAAAGGGUGGUCAAGUAAAAUUAAAAGCGUCCCAACUCUAACAAGAUAAGAAAAGUUUUUUAGAAGUUGCAUGCGAUCUUAUUAUUUUGAAAGAGGUGUUUAGUUAAUCCCUAUAAAGUAAUGAUGAAAGCAAUAUUAUUAUAAUUAAGACAAGUCAAAUUACAAACCUCUGGCAAAAUCUAAUAAAAAGAAAUGUAUAAUUUUUGAA